Messenger RNA from Cydia pomonella (codling moth), 1763 nucleotides. Its product is annotated as dynein regulatory complex protein 9-like. Gene Ontology annotation, molecular function: protein binding. The record is from RefSeq and is a predicted model, not a curated record. Gene Ontology annotation, cellular component: cytoplasm; motile cilium. Gene Ontology annotation, biological process: cilium organization. NCBI's taxonomy places the organism in Eukaryota, Metazoa, Arthropoda, Insecta, Lepidoptera, Tortricidae. The transcript has 10 exons. The coding region runs from base 470 to 1720 and encodes 416 amino acids.
AGGCAUCGUAGAAGGUUUAUGAUAUGUGUGUAGAUAAAGAUAAUAACAAUAUAGCUAUACUCUCUUUAAAAGAAAAGGUAGCCUAGAAGUGAGUAUUGUAUUCUUUGGCCUAGAACGUCGCCUUUUUCCAGUAAUAAUGAUACGUAUUGGCCAGCCAGUAGGCUCGCCGAGGCGAAUCGAAUCGAAUCGCAACCCGAAACGUGUGCUGAGUGCUGAGCCGAACGGAGCCGGGAAAAGCCGAAAGGAGGAGUGUCGCCCCACUGGUUCGGCCAUCUUCCCUUUGAUCUUCCCUUGAUCUUCCCCCUCCCACUUGUCACCAUAGAGUAACUUACUGCUUUGUCACCUCCAUAGUAUCGUUGCUCUUAGAACGUAGUGAUUAUAUGCUCUUUGGCUCUGAGCUUGUCACUAUUUUGUCAACAGUGACAUUUUUAGCGACAUUGUAGUUUUAAUAUCUUAGUAUUUUUACAACAUGAAUAAAAAUAGAAUUGUGAGCGUGGCAGAGGGCCCAUGGGGCAGAGCGACUAUUUAUUCAAAUGAACCAGUAGAAGACAAAACAACACAGAAGUUCAAGACGCAAGAACCAGAGAGGCCAAUAACAUUUCUCAUGGAAAAGAAACAUUCAGAGUCAUCGCAGCAGACUGUCGUUUCGUCCUACAAGUUUGAAAAUAACUCAAUAAAGAGCUCUAUGUUCAAUGCUGAAGAUAUUUAUCGAUUACCCAACUUCGAAGCGUCGUUAUUUGCUACUAUAUUCGAGGACACCAUCACAGAGCUGCGGAUAUUAGUUGAAUGCAACACGGAGAUGCGCAUAAGCAAGCUGCAGUCGGAUAUGGGGUUACUGCUGGCGAUAAAGUUUGGUGUGAAGCAACCCUUGUUCAAAGACGUCCUGGACGGGAUCGACCCCAAGCACUUGGGCUGUAACGAGUACAAGCUUAACAAGCUGGAUGCAGACAGAAAAUAUCUAGCGGAAGUGCUACAGACCUCAUACACGGACUUAGCGCUAAACAAGAGCUACAUGAUCCUCGCCGAGCACGUGAAGGAGAUCGUAGACCGGGACAACUACCGCGCUCAACUCCAGGAAGCUGAGGCUAGGCAUAGAAUACUGCGACGAGACACGAACCGACAACUUCGACAACAGCGGAACCACAUCAAAUCCGUUACUUACGACACUGACGCUAUUAUUGACGAUCUGCGCACACAAGUAGAGGACUUCAGUCUCAACGCCGAGACGUGCACACGCUACGUCAACAACUGGGAGCGCGCGCGCACCGAACAGCAUCUCCAGACGAUCUACGACGCCGAGUAUACGCCUUCACAGGUGGUUGAGUACUUCAAGCAACGCACAGAUAACGAGCAGCGUGUGCAUACCGAGGUGGAGCUACUCAUCAACAUCGCUAUUAACGAGACAUUGGAAGAAGUUGAGAGGUGGAUGGAGAAAUAUGACAAGGACAUGGAAAAAAUCGAUUUGAAAAUACAAAUAAAGAAAAAUGAAUACCAAAACGCUCGUGACGAGAGAAUGGCAUUAGAGGAAACGAUCGAAAAGCACGACAAACUCAUGAAAGACUGGAUCCACUUCAAGGACGAACGUGAGAAGGAGCGUCAGUACCGCGAGACCAUGAACAAAUCGGCUAUCACCGUGCAAGCGUGGUGGCGCGGCUUGUUGGUCCGAAGGCAACUCGGGCCGUACAAGCCGGCGAAGAAGCCGCCCGCGAAAAAGAAGUAGCAAGUUUUUUUACUAAUACAGUUGUUUUGAACGGAUUGUUCAA